AUGUUAGAAGAAAUUAGGUUGUAUGUUAUGGAGAGGCAAUUCAAUCUGACCAUCAAAGGUUGUUCAUGGCCUGAUUAUAAACCAUGUCCAGUUAUUAUAAUCCUACUGAAUCAGUUGAAAAGAGCUCAAAGGUAUAGGCAGGUUUUACCAACUGGUUUAAACCAGUUUGAAACAAGAAAUUUGGCAGAGUCUUAUGUUGUGGAUAUAGAUAAGAAGACUUGUUCGUGUAGAGUGUGGCAACUAAAUGGGUAUGGAUGUGUGCAUUCAGUUGCAACUAUCUCAUACCUUAAUAGUGAUGUUGGUAAUUAUGUGGAUCCAAUGUAUUAUGGAGCAAUUUAUAAGAACACCUACAAGUAUCCAAUGUGUGGGAUGAAUGGUAGCAACAUGUGGUCAUCUACUAAAUUCAUUGCGCCUUUGCCACCAUUGAAGAGAAAAAUGCAAGGUAGACCAAAAGUGAAUAGAAGAAAGGAUGCAAGUGAAAGGGGUGCAAGACAUACUGUGUCAAAGGUUGGGAAAAAAGUAAAGAAAAGGAAGAGAGCAGAUGGAAAUGAUGGGGAAGGAAGUAGUGGUAAGAAGGCAAUGGAUGUUACAGAUGAGCAAGGAACUAGGGGUAAUAAGGGCAGUAAUGGUAAUGAUGGGGAAGGAAGCAGUGGUAAGAAGGCAAUUGAUGUUACAGAUGAGCAAGGAACUAUGGGUAAUAAGGGCAAUAAUGGUGAUGAUGGGAAAGGAAGAACUAUUAUGGACGUGCAUGGUAUUGGGGUCCAUUCUUGA
This is a messenger RNA of Lactuca virosa, 771 nucleotides long. Lineage: Eukaryota; Viridiplantae; Streptophyta; Magnoliopsida; Asterales; Asteraceae. The record is from the annotation of a GenBank genome assembly.